AUGAAGAAGAAUAAAACUUACCAUCUCACUAUCAAAACUCCCCAAUUGCCACCCUUCCCCCUCACUCUUGCUCUAACCCCGCCUAAUCAGCGGGGUGAAUGUUUCAAAUGCUACCGCAAAAAAGAAAUCUACAUAGUCAGCGAGCGACCAAUUGGCCUAAGUUGGGAAGUAAAAAAGUUUUGCCGGGAAUGUGCCUUAUCCAAUCUGGAUGAAUCAGAACAGGGAGACUAUGAGUUUGAAAACAAAGCCCAAAUAAUUAAAGAAAUCCGAAAGGCUUUGGAGAAAUCAGAAACUCUCCUUCCCCAAGAAAAAGAAAAUUUAUUAGAAU
This is a messenger RNA of Ambispora leptoticha, 328 nucleotides long. Lineage: Eukaryota; Fungi; Glomeromycota; Glomeromycetes; Archaeosporales; Ambisporaceae. The record is from the annotation of a GenBank genome assembly.